AAAAAAGUAUUCAAGAUAAAACAGAAAUAAAAGAAAUACCUAGAGUCAAAGAAGUAAAAGAAACAAAACUUUUAAUCAAUAAAAAAAGACAGCAAAAAGAAGAUAAUACAGAGGAAAAAACUAAUCAAGACUUCACCUCAAAUUUAAGACUAACAGAA
Messenger RNA from Cetraspora pellucida, 158 nucleotides. The record is from the annotation of a GenBank genome assembly. Lineage: Eukaryota; Fungi; Glomeromycota; Glomeromycetes; Diversisporales; Gigasporaceae.